ACUCGAAUUUCCGAACAAUGAAUUCAGACUCAGUGAUCGAGUUCCUGGGCUGUGUUCCGUUGCUCCAAAAACUCCCAAGUUCCUCCCUUAGAAAGAUCGCUUCGGUUGUCGCUGUUAAACACUAUGAUCAAGGUGAUUACAUAGUUCAUGAAGGGGAAGCAGUGGCGGAUGGAAUUUACUUCAUAUUGGAUGGAGAAGCUGAAGUCUGUGGGUCUUUCCAUGCUGAUGAGGAAAAUCGUCCUGAAUUUCACCUCAAGCAAUAUGAUUACUUUGGUCAUGGUAUGGCAUCAUCAACUCAGCAUGCGGAUGUUAUUGCAUUGUCUAAGCUGACAUGCUUACUCCUGCCAAAGGAGCAUACAAAUUUGUUAGAAUCCAAAUCAAUAUGGAGUGCUGAUGAGACACAUGAGAAAUUCUCACUUGCGGAGAGAAUACUGCACUUGGAUCCUGUAGAAGUUAACAUUUUCCAAGGUAUCACUUUGCCUGAUGCUCCAAAAUUUGGAAAAGUGUUUGGAGGACAGUUUAUCGGACAAGCACUUGCUGCAGCAUCAAAAACUGUCGAUUGUCUUAAGAUUGUUCACAGUUUGCAUGCUUAUUUCCUUCUUAUUGGGGAUUUUAACAUGCCAAUUACAUAUCAAGUGCACCGCGUACGCGAUGGAAAAAGCUUUGCUACCAGAAGGGUAGAGGCAAUACAAAAUGGGAACGUUGUAUUUACCUUGCUUGCUUCAUUUCAGAAAGAGGAAGGCGGAUUCAAUCACCAGGUGGCAGAAAUGCCUUCCGUACCUAAUCCAGAAGAGCUUUUAUCUAUGGAGGAAUUGCGAGAAAGGCGUAUCAUUGAUCCUCGGCUCCCCAGGACAUACCGGAACAAGGUUGCUAGUAGGGAAUAUGUACCCUGGCCCAUAGAGAUCAGGUUCUGUGAGCAUAAUACUUCCACCAAUCAGACUAAGUCUCCUCCGAGUUUAAGGUAUUGGUUUAGAGCAAAAGGAAAACUUUCUGAUGACCAGGCUUUGCAUAGCAGAUGUGUUGCUGCAUAUACUUCAGAUCUCAUAUUUCUUCAAGUUAGCUUGAAUCCUCACCGUGAAAAGGGUUUGAAGUCAGCCUCUGUUAGCCUGGAUCACUCGUAAGUACACAUGUCCUUCCCAGUAUUACAAAUUCUUCAGUUUUCGUGUUUUGCAUAGUUUGUAGGCUUUCAUAAAAAUUCUUGUAGAAUCGAGAAUGAAGUUUUCAUUCUGGAAUUAUCUGCUAUUAACAGAAGGUAACAAUUUAACACUAAUCAGUCAGACUUUGUCGAACCCACCGUGUUAGACUACUGAUUGCAUUCGUUAUGGAGCUCUAUAAAUAGUUUGUCCAAAUUUCAUGCAUCAACAAAUCAAACACACAUGCAUGUUUAUUUAGGAGGUCAAAUAUUCGAUCCCCACGAUAGUGGUAUCCUACGAGUUUGAGCCCAUAUUAGCUGGAUUUAAAUGGUCAGCUCUCCAGGCUUGAUUGGGUUUUCCAUGUUCUACUUCCAGAUCAUGUACAUUGAUUUUGGACAGUUUAGAGACAUGUGGACAGUGGUAGUGAUGAGAAGGGAAGGAAGGGGAUGGAAUUGAUCAGAGAAAGAACAAGAGAGGAGAGGGAAGAAGGGAAGUGUAAAAAUUGAGUCCUUAGUUCCGUUUUAUACUAUAAAGAACUUAUAAUUACUGUGGCUUCUAAUACAUCACUACUUAACAAAAUAUCAAUCCUAGUUAAUCAAAGUCUACCGUUAAUCACAUUUCUUCUAGAAUCCCUAUUAGUUAGCCAUUAUUGUUCUCGUUUCACAUCAAAUGAAAAUGUUUACGCAUGUUUAGCAAUGGAUAGACAUUGUCGUUUUCUUAUGCAUGACUUCGAAGUUUUAGUCAUUAGGCACUGUCUAUUA
This is a messenger RNA of Olea europaea var. sylvestris, 1894 nucleotides long. RefSeq names its product acyl-CoA thioesterase 2-like. Gene Ontology annotation, biological process: acyl-CoA metabolic process; fatty acid catabolic process. The coding region runs from base 18 to 1121 and encodes 367 amino acids. Gene Ontology annotation, molecular function: fatty acyl-CoA hydrolase activity. The record is from RefSeq and is a predicted model, not a curated record. The transcript is spliced from 14 exons. NCBI's taxonomy places the organism in Eukaryota, Viridiplantae, Streptophyta, Magnoliopsida, Lamiales, Oleaceae.